Messenger RNA from Sphenostylis stenocarpa, 1182 nucleotides. The record is from the annotation of a GenBank genome assembly. Lineage: Eukaryota; Viridiplantae; Streptophyta; Magnoliopsida; Fabales; Fabaceae.
AUGGAAGGUGGUUUUUUUCCACCCUGGAAAAAUGGGUCCUGGCUGGAGUUGGCUUCAGAGGAUGUGCAGGAGAGUGAGCAAUUCAAACUGGUGUCAUCCUUGCCACCGUUGGCUGAGCCACCGACACCGCGUGAACCCAUGGAGUUCUUGUCUAGGUCAUGGAGUCUCUCUGCCUCGGAAAUCUCAAAGGCUCUCUCAGAGAAACAAAAACAAAGUUUCCUCGAUACGAAUCCCGACACAUUGCCAGAACCUAUUUCCGCACCUCAGUUAGCAGGAGGGAGGAUAACAGUUUCUGGAAAUUGUCGAAGGAUGGGUGCGAUUGGGAAGUGGUUACAUCAGAAGCAGCAUGGGAACACGAACGUUUCCGUUAAGAAGAAAGAUCGGGCGCGUGCGGAGAACGCGCGUGUGCAUUCGGCGCUGUCCAUUGCGGGGUUAGCCUCCGCGGUGGCUGCGGUGGCCGCAACAGAGGACCCGCGCGGUGGCUCUCGUUCUAAAUUGGACGUUGCUCUCGCUUCGGCCACGCAACUCUUGGCGUCUUAUUGCGUUGAGAUGGCGGAGUUAGCCGGCGCGGACAGGGAGCGCAUGGCCUCCACCGUCAGGUCCGCCGUUGAUAUUCAAACCCCCGGUGAUCUAAUGACUCUCACGGCUGCAGCUGCAACAGCUUUGCGAGGAGAAGCAGCUCUUACAGCUAGAUUGCCUAAAGAAGCAAAGAAGAAUGCGUCAAUAAGUCCGUAUGAUAAGGUGAUAGCGGAAACGCAUUGGCGUCGAGCCUUUGACGGUCAGAUGUUGGAACGUCACCCACCAUGUCUGGGGGAUUUGUUGCAGCUCACAGAAAAAGGGGCUUUACGAUGGAGACAUGUCCAUGUUUAUAUCAAGAAAUGCCAGGUCAAAAUUAAGAUCAAAAGCAAGCACGUUGGAGGAGCCUUCUCCAAAAAGAAAAAAUGUGUGGUGUAUGGAGUCUGUGGUAAAGAUAAUGCAUGGCCAUACAGAAAAGAAAGGGAAGCAUCCGAAGAGCUAUAUUUUGGCCUCAAAACUGCACAAGGUCUUCUAGAAUUUAAGUGCCAGAACAAACUCCAUAAGCAAAAAUGGGUUGAUGGGAUAGAGAUGUUACUUCGUAGGGUGAACUCUGUUGAAGCAACAGAGCAUUCUCUGGAAUUUUUAAGUAUCAGUAGCAGUACAUGA